CCACAAGGGCUUGGACCUUCCCGGAAGAUGCCCAUUUCCCCUUAUUUAUCUCCCUAAACUCGACUCAAAACAAACUCCAACGCUAUAGCUUUUAUAGUCUAUAAACAUUUUUUUUUUUGCAAUUUUAAUUUGCCUACAGCUGUUGACUUAAUUGCAUUUUAAAGUGACACCUGUGAGCGCGUUUAUUAAACAUUAGCUAACCGAUACUGUUGCUAAGUUAAAGUGCAAACUCCACAGCGAUGGAUUACAAAUGACACUAAUUAAUGGUAAUUAUUUACUUUUUUAAGCAGUAGGACACUUUGUUUCUCUCUUUUAACCCGCUACCGUUCUUAUUAAUAGUGAAACCACCAGUUCCUUGUGUUUCCUCCGGUCGUCUUACUACUACCAGGCUGCAGUCAAGACUAAACUUUGGUACCAGGCCAAUCAUUUCCCAGGAAAAUGUGACUGCUAGGAAUUCCCCACGCAUCAGCCCUCUGUAGGAGAGAACAGCACAUCCAGAGAGCAGCAGCAGCAGGAGGGUUGAAGCUGACCGGUAGACUGAGCGAUGAUGAUGAUGGAGCUAUAGCACCGUUUAGUCUCCAAAGGGGAUAAUAAUGUUAUUCUAACGUCGUCUUUUCAUGAGGACUGCCUGCAUAAAGCCAGGAGGACAUGCUGUGCUGAUGACAACUUCUACUACCAGGGUGUAGAUGCUCCAGGCGCAGCGGGACCCAGCCUCCGUGUCAGAGAGGGACGAGGCUGCUCCUACCUGGGCCACAUCACUCCUCUGAAACCCGGCUCGUGGUGUCUCUCUCGCCCAGAUUAGAGAACAGGAGGACGACGACGACGACAGGGGAGCCAUUUUGUGAGGUGACGCUGAGUCUCAGGAGCCAGGAGUAGUCAGGAUAUUUUGGGCAGCUCCCUGCCCUCUGAACUCAACAUGACGACUGCAGUGCAGCCCAGUGAACUGGUGUUUGAAUUUGCCAGCAACGGGAUGGACGAAAUCAACCAGGUUUGCAGUUAUCUCAUCCCCACAACCGCGUCUGAAUCCUGUGGAGCAGGAUUGAUUCUGGACGACCCGUCAGUAUUCCCAGCGGUGAUCGUUGAGCAGGUGCCGGCAGCCGAUCUGCUGCAGGUCUACUCCGGCCUGGAGUCCGACGAGGUGACCAACGGCAUCAUGGUGGACUCCUCUCUCCACGUCGUGGAGGAGCCUUCCAUCCUGGUGGGAGGGGUCGACCUCUCAGAAACAACCGUCUCUGGCCCAGAGGACAGCAUGGAGACGAACGAAGCCGCAGCAGCUCUUCUUAACAUGGAGUCUCCAAACAACAUCUUAGACGAGAAGCGUAUGAUUCACACCUACGGCACUCUGCUGGAGUCAGACUUGACAUACGCCCCUCUGAGGCCUGACCAGAUGGGUAAUGACCUUGACAUGUCCCUAGACGAGGACACUUCAUCCAUGGAUGAGAUCCCCCAAAAGUGCCCCUUAAAACCUCAGAAAAAAACCAAAGUGCGGAAGCCGCGGGCGGUGCGUCCCUGCUCCCCUAUCACCACCCCUAACCUGCCACUCAGGAAGAAGAGCAAAGAGGGCAAAGGCAACACGAUCUACCUGUGGGAAUUCCUUCUGGCUUUACUGCAGGAUAAGAACACCUGUCCCAAAUACAUCAAGUGGACGCAGCGAGAAAAAGGCAUCUUUAAGCUGGUGGACUCCAAGGCUGUUUCAAAGCUGUGGGGCAAACACAAGAACAAGCCUGACAUGAACUACGAGACCAUGGGAAGAGCUCUCAGGUACUACUAUCAGAGAGGCAUCCUGGCCAAAGUGGAGGGGCAGCGGCUGGUCUACCAGUUUAAGGAGAUGCCGACCGAUCUGGUGGUGAUCGAGGAUGAAGACGUGGCCUCCGACGCCAACGUCUGCUACGGGAGUCAGAGAUCUACCAACGGGCGGUCUGUGGUCCGGGGAGGGCCCAAAGGGCACGGGAGGGCUCACGGUCAACACCACGUCUCAGUGAAGCACAUGAAGAAGGAGCCUCAUGACGAGUAUCUGUACCAGGAAUCUAACGGCGAGCUCCUUCAGUCUGUCCAUAUGCUGCAGGCCAACCACGGGUCUAUCCAAGAUCAAGCUAUGAGGGCCAUCACCGCUCCGGCAUCAGUUCCUAUGGUCCUGACGUCUCCCGGCUCUCUGCAGUCUGUUCCCCUCACCACCGUCCUGGCCAACGGGGACUCCUGCCACUCAUCCCCCCCGCGGGUCAUCCUCCACACCAUGCCCUCCGCCACGGCAGGCGGUAAAGACGUGCUCACCAUCCAGACGGCCUCUCUCGCCGGCGGAGCCAACAACCUGCACGACGGCCUCCCUCAGCACCUCCUGGUCACCAGUCUGGGCUCCUCCACCACCACUUCCUGUUGCACUUCCCCUUCAGGAGUCAUUAGCUCCACCGCUUCCAACCUCAACGGCCUCCCCCGCCUUGUCACCAUUAACACGACCUGCGGGCAGACCAUGGUGGCGCAGCAGCCCGGCACCGUAAUUGCCACCGUGCUCAAAUCCAGCGACCUCCCGGGGCUGCAUGUCAAAGAGGAGAUGCUGGACCCCAGCUACUUCCAUUCGAUGGUGAACGGUGAUCCGUCACUGGCGGCACACACGUUUGACAAAGAAGAGAUUGAGGUUGGGGAGGCGGCGCUGCAGUAUAGGACUGUGAUCAUUGAUACCAGUCAAAGCCAGUGCUACGAGGCGGUCAGUGAAACUUUAAUUAAUGGACAUUUCUCCCAGAGCAGCAGCCCCGGCGAGGGCCUGACCCCCGUGGAGGAGCUGGAAGUGCGUGGGGAGAUGUCUCUGCAGCCCGAGCAGGGAAUCAAAGGCCUGCAGGAGCUGCCGCUGUCUGUCCAGCUGCCUGCAAACUUUAUCCAGAUAAAAACAGAGCCUGCGGAGGCUUAGGGCUGCAGGACAUGAGCUGAACCAAAAAACAACAAUUGAAUCCAAUUUGACCACAGUUUUCGUACCACAGUGAUCUGAUCACGGAUCACAGCGAGGGAUCUUACAGCACGUCGCUCUUAAAGGUUGCUCAGUUCAGCCUCAGGAUUUAUUGUUUACUCACAGAUUUUGUGACCAUGUGCCUAAUUUUAAGAAAAUCAAGGGAGUGUUUAGUUUUCUAAGAAGUCACUUUUCAGACAUUAACCCCAACACAUACAUACAUAAACACAGCAAAACACACACAUAUAAACACCCUCCCCCUCUAGGAGAACAGCCAUUGGAUAAACCAGGGAUCCCUGUCUACCAAAUGUGCCAGUUAGUCAUUUAUUUCUUACCUUACAUCUCAUCGGACUUGUAUAUUUAAAGACGCAACAAACCAAAACCGGGGACUGAAUACCAAACGGUGCAAUGAAAUCAGACGUCUGAGAACGUGCAGAGGACGUGUGUGUUUUUAUUAAAUAAACUAGUUUGGAUGCUGUGUCACGGUGUCCAAUCCAGUGGAGGAAAAAAGAAAAAAACACACAUCUCAGAGUUUAAUUGAAGAGUGCCUUACAGGAAGUUCAAACAGCUCAAGACUCUUUCGUGGAAACGUCUGUGGGGAUAGAUGAAAAAAUGGACUAAACGGCUUCUCAGACUUUUAAGAACUUGUUAUUCAUUUAUUUUCAUAUAAACAAAAAAAAAAAAAGGUAUGCAUUCGCUCUCUAUUACUCCUUGCCUUAAAAAAACCCCACUGUUUUACUAUGGAAAUGGGCAUUUUCUGUCCAGCCAAGGACAGUCCAACAUCAAAACUGUUUGUGUGGCGCUGCAGACUGGAGGCACAGCGAGAUAGCGAAGGCACAAAAAGGAGAGAAAGAAAACGCAGGAUAAAAGAGAUUUUAUCAGCUUCAGAGGCUCACAUGGUUUAAAUCCUGUUUAUAUGAAAUGGAAUAUAUAUGGAUCUAUAUAUAUAUAAAUAUAAAUACAUAUAAUAUACAAUUGAGAUUCAAUUUUAAGGCCAUAGUGAAUUUAUUUAUUUUGUGAAUUUCUAAAUUCUGUAUAAAAAAAAGGCACAUUUUGUCUUCUAUUUACAUGUGUAAACAUGAGGGAACAUACAAAGAAUAUGAACGUUAAUACCAGGAAGCUUAUUUGGUAUUUUUUUUAAAACAUUUUUUUUUUUUCAUUUGUAUAGCAUUCCAUAUAAUCUGCUUUCUUGAGUUUUGCUUCAUUAUAUUCUCUUAUUGUAGAUAUCCUCUGUUGUGUACUGAAUGUGCUUCGGUUUCUUCUUUUCAGCAGACAUACCUCUUAACCUUUUUCAACAGUUAAGCUGUAGGGGACUAUGCAUUAAAAAUAAUAAUAAUGUAUCAAUCAGUAUGUCUUUGAAAUGAUGUUUCUUUAGUUAUUCGGUACAAAGACGUACCAGUGCUGUCUCCUCUCUCCCCUCUUCCUCUUGCUCUCCUGCUCUCGGGUCAGUCCAGUCUGUGCCUUUCUUUAUUUGCUGUCCCACUUUGUUAAGGACCUCUCAGGCCAGCCGUGAUCCAAUUGGCCCCCUCGGUCCUGCAGGGGAUGAAGCCGUAUUGAUCCUGAGUGGCAUCACAGUUAAAUUGGUUGUAUUUUCCACCCAGACUGUAGCGGCAGAGUGAGGACGUUCAGACACACUGACCUCCAUCCGCACAGGACAGGAGUUAAACGCUGCUUUACAACCCCACAUCAGCCAAAAGGACUCUGGCUCUGCAAAGACACUCUGAAUGUAUACUUCUUGUUCAUGCAAAUUUGUCGACAAUCAAUAAUUACACUGGGUUACAUUUGCAUAGUCUUUGAGUGGGGAUUUGCUGCUUUUUUUAAUUAUUUUUUGGCAUUGUAUAUAUAUAUCUGCCUUUUCCCUGAAGCACUGUUGACUGUGAGAUGUUGAGGUAUGUCCACUGCUCAUGUUUUUGUUGCUUCUAUUGUCUUUGGGGUUGUCAUUUGCCUCAGUUAUGCUGAAUAUAGAGUAGAUUUUUAAGAAAAUGUACUAAUUAAAAACAAAAAUCUUCGUCA
Molecule: messenger RNA, 4951 nt
Organism: Sebastes umbrosus (honeycomb rockfish)
Lineage: Eukaryota; Metazoa; Chordata; Actinopteri; Perciformes; Sebastidae
Gene: elf1
Product: E74-like ETS transcription factor 1
Exons: 10
Coding region: 917-2902 (661 amino acids)
Biological process (GO): cell differentiation; regulation of transcription by RNA polymerase II
Cellular component (GO): nucleus
Molecular function (GO): sequence-specific DNA binding; DNA-binding transcription factor activity, RNA polymerase II-specific
Source: RefSeq, a predicted model, not a curated record